Molecule: messenger RNA, 1866 nt
Organism: Emericellopsis cladophorae
Lineage: Eukaryota; Fungi; Ascomycota; Sordariomycetes; Hypocreales; Bionectriaceae
Product: Pentatricopeptide repeat-containing protein-like protein
Exons: 1
Coding region: 1-1866 (621 amino acids)
Molecular function (GO): protein binding
Source: RefSeq, a predicted model, not a curated record
AUGAAAGUCUCCGGUCGAGUGGAUGGCACCGUCUGCAGCGCCGUGUUGUCCAGAAACCGCUCGGCCGCCGCCAACGCCGUUGCGAGCUUGACUGGCGAAAGAAUAUCGUCCUCGAGCAUCGACCGACGCCUAUUCUGCACAGCGCACGGUGCCAGUGUGUCCAAGCAAGCAUGCCAAGGGAGCGCAAAGCCUGGGCCGAACUUCUUCUGCUCGAAAACUGCCAAAUGGUUGCACUCGACUUUCAUUCCCUACGACAGCGUUCAGACCUCGUCCCAGCAGCGGAAACGAAAACCGUACAGCACUGCUGCUGCCUCGCAAACCACCACACCCGCCCCUUACAAUGCCGCAUACCUCCCAGUGCGCGACAAAGCCGUACUCCAGUCGUAUGUCCCCUCCGAAAACACAGGCACCGUCGACCAAUACUUUGACUACUAUCGCGAUCCCUACCGCCGAGGCUACGCUCAGCCUGAUGGACCCAAGUUACGCAUCUCCGAGUCGAAGCACGAUGUAUCCUAUCCCGGGAGAGAGGACAUCUGCAGCCCCUCUGAGGGCACCGCGACAAAGUUGGAACAUCUCUGCAAGGCUAUCCGCCUCCAGAUGCGCCACCCCAGCCGCAACACACACGCCGCCAUACACAAAGCCUACCGUCAGCUCCCGGAGCCGCGAAUGCUGAACUUCACCGGCCAAUGGCGGGCGCGUCUCCUCAAAGUCAUGGGCACGCCACGCAGGCGCGACAUGGAGUCCAUGCUCCGCUAUUUUGGGCUCAUAGCCGAUAUCAAGUCUGCCGGCCUGACCCUCCGCCGCUCGCAAUGGAACUAUGCCCUUUCGUUUGCGACAAAGUACACGUCGAAAGCUGGAAAGAGAGAGAUGGACAGUGCGCUGAGGAUGUGGAGGGAGAUGGAGCGCGACGCCCAGAUACCAGGCAAUGAGGUCACGUUCAACAUACUCUUUGACGUGGCUGCCAAGGCGGGCAACUUCCUUCUGGCUGAGAUGGUCUAUGCCGAGAUGGACAAGCGAGGCUUGGAGUUCAACAGGUAUCACCAUGUCAGCCUCAUAUUCUACUUUGGCCUCAAGCUCGACUCCUACGGCAUUAGAGCAGCCUACAAAGACAUGGUGGAGUCGGGGGAAAUGGUCGACACAGUCGCGCUGAAUGCAGUCAUUUCAGGUCUGCUCCGCUCUGGCGAAGAGACGGCAGCAGAGGAGACAUACCAGAGGAUGAAGAGCGGUAACACACCCGCCGCCUCCGAAAUGCCACCUCGAGACUACAUGAUGGACAAGGUCGUCACCAAGGUCCUGAUGAUGUUCUCCAAGUUGGGCAAGCACCACCCCCCGCUACGCAAGUCGUUGCAGACGAAUGUGCAGUUGGCGCCGAAUCUCCGAACAUAUCGGCUCUUUGUCGAGCAUUACGCCAUCAAAGUGGGUGAUUUGCGGAAAGUGGCGCAGUUUCUCGACGAGAUGAAGUUUCUCAAGAUCCCGAUACACCCCACAGUGUUCCUGGCCUUGUUCAAGGGAUUCUUCGUUCACGGUGGCUUUGAGGGGUCGGAUUGGAGCGAGAAGCGUCUCCACAACGUCCUGUCUGCUCUGUACACGGCCAGCGACGACAAUGCACGGAGCUUCAGAAUAGAGCAGUGGCUGGUGAUAUGGGCUCUCCGCGCGGUGAAGAAAUGCUGUUCGAAUGCCGAAGCAGUGGAGAUGACCUACGCUGAGCUCGAGUCGCGUUGGGCGGUGCCCCCGGAGCGCAUCACUUUCAUGCAGUCCUUUGCGGAGAGCGUUGUGGAAGGGCGAGACCUGCAGUCUCAGGACGCAGAAGUUGAGAGCAGUCUCCACAGAGGAUUCCACCGCCAAAGCCCGGAGUUGUCUGAAUAG